Periophthalmus magnuspinnatus is the source of this 681-nucleotide messenger RNA. RefSeq names its product dual specificity phosphatase 29-like. Gene Ontology annotation, biological process: negative regulation of MAPK cascade; protein dephosphorylation. Gene Ontology annotation, molecular function: MAP kinase phosphatase activity; protein tyrosine/serine/threonine phosphatase activity. Gene Ontology annotation, cellular component: cytoplasm. The transcript is spliced from 3 exons. NCBI's taxonomy places the organism in Eukaryota, Metazoa, Chordata, Actinopteri, Gobiiformes, Gobiidae. The record is from RefSeq and is a predicted model, not a curated record. Bases 108 to 605 code for a protein of 165 amino acids.
UAUACCCUCACUAUAUUUCUGGCUUCACUUCCCGCCUCUAAACAUGAUACAAAGACAUUUCUAUGACUGCAGCUGUGACACAGAGCAGGAGAUAAACACUCUCAUUGAUGGAGCUGAGGCAAAUGAUUUGGAGUGACAGGAAACCAGCCGAACCUUUUAACCUGGUCUGGCCCAACCUGUACAUCGGAGACGAGUCUGUGGCUCGAGACAAGCCCAUCCUCUCCAGUCUUGAUAUAACCCAUAUUGUCAAUGCAGCAGCAGGGAGAUAUCGCAUCAACACUGGUCAGCAGUUUUACAGUGACCUGGGAUUAAAGUACUUUGGUGUAGAAGCUGCUGAUCAUCCAGAGUUCAAUCUUGAACCUUAUUUUAGGCCCAGUGCAGAGUUCAUAGACAGCGCUCUCAAGGAAAAUGGUAAAGUUUUUGUCCACUGUGCUAUGGGCGUCAGUCGUUCGGGAGCCCUGGUUUUGUCCUAUCUGAUGAUCUGCCAGGGACUGUCUUUGGUGGAGGCCAUCACUGCUGUGCGUCUGAACCGGGACAUUGGACCCAACUCUGGAUUUCUGGAGCAGCUACGACAACUGGACAUGAAUCUUAAGUCCAUCCCAUAAAUCUCAAAAAGAAAAACAACACUAUACUUCAAACACUGCUCUGUCAAAUUGUGGUUGAAUCUGAAACAAAAUAAAA